CAAUUCUACUUCAAUGAGUCACUUAAAUCAUACUCAAAUUGUCCUCACAAAUGAGUACUGGGUGAGUGACAUAUUAGUGAUGUUUGACAUUUGCUUAAAUGUCCCUAAUUUAUUAAUUUUGUGGUUUCAUAAUAGUAUAGCAGUAUAUUUUACAAACAAUUAAGUCAAGGUAUUCAAUAAAGGAUAUUCUAUACGUGAACGAUAUAUAAAUUAUAAUUAUUUUUUAAAAAUUAGUUCUGUUACAUACAUACAUAUCCUGUAAGAUGGAAGACGAUUUUUGGGAAUUUUUCAAUUAUGUUGAAGAUGUUGAUGGUUUUUUACCUGUACCUAGAAUUUUAUUGAGAGAUAAUUCUAAUCCUUUUGAAAGGUACACUAACAGUGAAUUGAUACAACGUAUUAGAUUCUCAAGAGAUACUAUAGAAACUACAGUACUUCCAAUGGUUUAUCAUAACAUUAGAGAUGGUGAUAAUCGUGGACUACCAGUUCCCCCUGCAUUAAAGUUGUAUGUGGCAUUGCGGUUUUUUGCAACAGGGUCUUAUCAGCAAGUUUAUGCUGAUGUAGCCACAAUCAGUCAGUCCUCGGUCUGCAGAAUUGUCCGAGAAAUUAGCGAGGAACUUAAACUUCUAGUGAUCAUAAAACAGCACGAAUUAAACGGUUUGUUACGUAACUGGCAAAGCAACAAGAUAAACUUUUUGGCACCAAGCUUCACGUGA
This is a messenger RNA of Anoplophora glabripennis (Asian longhorned beetle), 713 nucleotides long. RefSeq lists its product as uncharacterized. NCBI's taxonomy places the organism in Eukaryota, Metazoa, Arthropoda, Insecta, Coleoptera, Cerambycidae. The transcript is spliced from 4 exons. The coding region runs from base 264 to 713 and encodes 149 amino acids. The record is from RefSeq and is a predicted model, not a curated record.